AGGACUCUUCCCUGUGUUGUUAAUGAACAUUAUUGUAAUCCGUAGGAACCUGACAUUACAUUACCAGAAUGGCAUAUCAUAAUUUGACUGUCUCGGCCAAUCACAGCUCGGGUUCAGGAAACUUCUACAGACCCUUCUCAGUGUUCAGUGUGCUGACAUUGACGCUCCUCGCCAUGCUUGUUAUUGCCACUUUCGUGUGGAACGUGUUGGUGCUGGUGACCAUUCUCAGGGUGAGGACCUUCCACCGUGUGCCCCAUAACCUGGUGGCAUCUAUGGCCAUCUCGGACGUGAUGGUUGCCGCGCUGGUGAUGCCCCUCAGCCUGGUGCACGAGCUGAACGGCCGGCAGUGGAAACUGGGGCGGGUGCUCUGCCAGGUGUGGAUCUCUUUCGAUGUCCUCUGCUGCACCGCAAGCAUCUGGAACGUCACAGCCAUCGCCCUGGACCGCUACUGGUCCAUCACCAGACACUUAGAGUAUACCCUGAAGACGCGGAAAAGGAUUUCCAACAUCAUGAUCGUCCUCACCUGGCUUUUGUCCUCGGUCAUCUCCCUGUCUCCGCUCUUUGGAUGGGGCGAAACUUAUUCGGAAGAGCACUUGGAGUGUCAAGUCAGCCAGGAGCCUUCGUACACCAUCUUCUCCACAUUCGGGGCCUUCUACUUGCCGCUUUGUGUUGUACUGUUUGUUUACUGGAAGAUCUACAAAGCUGCGAAAUUCCGCAUUGGAUCCAGAAAAACAAACACCAUUACUCCAAUGGCUGAAGUUAUUGAGGUGAAAGAGGCGGCCCACCAGCCGCAGAUGGUGUUCACGGUCCGCCAUGCCACCGUCACCUUCCAGACGGAUGGGGACACAUGGCGGGAGCAGAAGGAGAAGAAGGCGGCGCUGAUGGUGGGCAUCCUCAUCGGGGUCUUCGUCCUCUGCUGGAUCCCGUUCUUCAUCACGGAGCUCAUCAACCCCCUCUGCUCCUGCGACAUCCCGCCCAUAUGGAAGAGCAUCUUCCUCUGGCUGGGCUACUCCAACUCCUUCUUCAACCCCCUCAUAUACACGGCCUUCAACAAGAACUACAACAACGCCUUCCGGAACCUGUUCUCUCGGCAGCGCUGAGGAGCUGAAAGGCCACAGGGUUUCG
Messenger RNA from Megalops cyprinoides (Indo-Pacific tarpon), 1125 nucleotides. RefSeq names its product 5-hydroxytryptamine (serotonin) receptor 5A, genome duplicate b (gene htr5ab). Gene Ontology annotation, molecular function: G protein-coupled serotonin receptor activity. Gene Ontology annotation, cellular component: plasma membrane. The transcript has 2 exons. Gene Ontology annotation, biological process: adenylate cyclase-activating adrenergic receptor signaling pathway. The coding region runs from base 69 to 1100 and encodes 343 amino acids. The record is from RefSeq and is a predicted model, not a curated record. NCBI's taxonomy places the organism in Eukaryota, Metazoa, Chordata, Actinopteri, Elopiformes, Megalopidae.